This is a messenger RNA of Cyprinus carpio (common carp), 1855 nucleotides long. RefSeq lists its product as uncharacterized. The record is from RefSeq and is a predicted model, not a curated record. The transcript is spliced from 5 exons. Bases 79 to 942 code for a protein of 287 amino acids. NCBI's taxonomy places the organism in Eukaryota, Metazoa, Chordata, Actinopteri, Cypriniformes, Cyprinidae.
GCUCAAAUGAAAGGAGGGACAGUAGUAUAAUAUGAUGAUGUUAAUAAGAGAUUCAGAGGCAGACUGAAGCUGGACAAGAUGACUGGAUCACUGACCAUCACAAAGAUUGAAGCUGAACACACUGGACUCUAUAAACUACAGAUCAUCAGCAGCAGAGGAACCUUGUACAAGAAAUUCAAGGUUUCAAUACAAACGAGGUAUGUGGCAGUGACUGCGGGAGAUUCUGUCCAUCUAAACACUGAUCUUACUGAAAUACACACUGAUGAUGAGAUACAGUGGAGGUUUGGAGAUGAAAACUCUCUCAUCGCUGAAAUCAAAGGAGGGACUGGAGUGACACAUGAUGGUCCUGAUGAGAGAUUCAGAGACAGACUGGAGCUGGACGAGACGACUGGAGAUCUGACCAUCAAGAACUCUACAGAUGAACAUACUGGACGUUAUAAACUGAAGAUCUGCAGCAGUGAAGGGAACACAAACAGGACAUACAUUGUUAUUAUCAGAUCGAGGUUUGUGGCAGUGGCUGCGGGAGAAUCUGUUCAUCUAAACACUGCUCUUACUAAAAUACAGACAGAUGAUGAGAUACAGUGGAGGUUUGGUGAUAAAAACUCUCUCAUCGCUAAAAUCAAAGGAGGGACUGGAGAGACACGUGAUGGUCCUGAUGAGAGAUUCAGAGACAGACUGGAGCUGAACAAGAAGACUGGAGAUCUGAUCAUCAAGAACUCUAGAACUAAACAUACUGGACGUUAUAAACUGAAGAUCAGCAGCAGUGAAGGGAAGACAAACAGGACAUACAUUGUUAUUAUCACAGCGAGGGAGAAAUCAUUGUUGAAGGAAAAGACUGAUUGCGCAGAGGAGCGAGUGAAUGAAUCAGUGACUGUAGAGAUGCCGCUGCUGAAUGGAGAGGAUCCUGAUGGGGUGAAUGAGGAGGGGACAAGUUCACUUUAAUAAAAUAAGACCCGCCCACAAGUGUCAAUCACUCUGACAUCAUCAGCAUUCAGCUCCAGCUACAACACAAACAUUUUUCUGUUUUUAUAAGCCUCUAGAAUAUGUCCAGUGAAAGCGAGAAAUGUUAAACUCACAUGUAAAAGCUUCUUUGUCAUUUUAAUAAUGUUACACUUAAUACCUGUUACUUAAUUAACAUAAUGCUAGUUGGACUCAGUUUUGAUUUUGACAGAAAGUGUCAUAUGUGCUUUGUAUGUUUUACCACUGCAGUGUUUCUCUAACCAUUGUAUUCUUUGUUUUUAUAUAAUAAGCACCAGUACCAGAUUAAUGUUGAGGUUCAGUAUUGGUCAAAGUCUCUUUUCAAAGCUCUGUAUUCAAGCUGAAGCAUUUGAAAUUAGCUUUAUUGCACUUGUAGCAAAAACAUGGAAAUUCACAUCUGUUCGGUUUUAGUAGUGAUUUGAUACCACAUGUGUUGUGCUUUGUGUUGUUUUAUUAAAUUUGACAACAGCAUCUGCUUGAUGAAUAAUGUUUGUGUGAUAGAUAUUGACAUAUUGAUCUUAAUGUUGGAUAAUUUCUGUCCUCUAGUGGACAAACACUGAUACAGCUUUUGCUUCCUAACAGCUGUCUUUAAAUGCAACACACAAACAAUGUGCCUCAAUACACAUAGGCUCCCAGAUAUCAAUAAGCAGUACAGCUGUUUUCAUCGAAGAAGAAGGGUAAUGUUGUAAAUAAAUAAACAAAAAAGAGACACAUAUCAACAUGACUGUCAGUUAAUAUACAAAGGUUUCAAGAAACGAGAUAAUUUAAAAUGGUAAAAACUGCUAAAAUGUUACAGUUAAAUACUAGCAAUGUAUAUGUUGUUUGCAUAUGGCUUUAUUUAAUCAGAAUACACAAAUUCGUUUUGAAUGGCCUUCAA